GUCGUGUGAUACAUUGCGAGGCUGCAGGGCUAGAGCGACUGUACUGUUGAAAACUACUGUCAUCUGUUCGUUCUUGAAUCUGUAUCAAUUUGAAUUUUAUUGAUAGCGUUGAACAUCCUCUCCUCUCUCUUUGGCUGAAAUCUCUCUGACCGAUUAAGUGAAGGAACUCAAGAUCAUGGAUGGAUGUGGCAGAAGUAGUUUAGCACUCCUGGUGCUCAUAGUCCUGGGUGUGAGUGCUCUAGAAAAUGGCCUGGCCAGAACGCCCCCAAUGGGGUGGCUGGCCUGGCAGAGGUUCAGAUGCAACACAGACUGUCAGAAUGAUCCAAAUAACUGCAUCAGUGAGACGCUGUUCAUGCAGAUGGCGGACAUCAUAGUGUCAGAAGGCUACCUACAGGCAGGCUACAGCAUGGUGUCCCUGGAUGACUGCUGGCUGGCUCGUGACAGAGAUGCUCAAGGCAGACUACAGCCUGACUUUACACGCUUCCCUUCCGGUAUUCCUGCUUUGGCUGAUUAUAUGCACAGUCGCGGUCUGACAUUUGGUAUCUACGAAGACUACGGCAACUACACGUGCGCGGGCUACCCUGGCAUAUUGGGACACCUGCAGGUUGAUGCUCAGACCUUUGCUGACUGGCAAGUUGACUACGUCAAAUUGGANUGUCAUCAUAUUACUGUAUUUACCCAACAUCUUACUUUCUUCCAGGUUUCUGUGACGCUAGCAGAGCUUGGUCUGACUUACCCCAAUGGCUAUACCAUCACCGACCUUUUUGACGGCGUAAAUUACGGAGUUGUGGAGCCGUCGAAGCGCUUCAAGGUGGACGUGAACCCCUCAGGCGUUGUCCUGGUAAGGUGUGACCUCGCAGCAUCAUUCAGGGCGCAUCGCAACAACAUCUUCCGUCACUCCAACAACAACUUCCACAACCUGGCCGUGCCUGCAGUCACCCAUAGGGUCAACCCACUGACCAAUAACGUGAUCUUUCCUGCACAGCGCGGUUUCCCUGGCAAGCGGUGAAACCUUCAUUCCACUCUUUUACGCGCUUAGCUAUUUUAAGGUUUUCUGCAUCAUUUAGUUCGAAUUCUGUAUGCUAUUUGCUGACUGACACUUGGCCACUACCUUUUAGAAAUUGUUCUAAUUAUAUAAUUUUUGCAGCUAUAUCUUUCUGUUGACCUGCAUGGGUUUUCAAUCCAAUUCUGUAUUUUAAGAGUUGAGCAUCCAUUUAGAAUUUCGUGUUGAAAACAUUUUAUGGUGCUGUUUAUUGUUAUGUUGGAGAUGUUAUUCGCAAUAACUUGUAGCUAUGAGAGGCUAAUUCAAUAACACGAUUGAGAACACUGACGUCUAGGUUUUCAUUUAUUAAACUUUAUUUUAGGUUAGCCGUGUAUAUCACUUUUAAAUCUUGUCUAAAGCCCGUGGGUGAUCAACAAUAUCAGGGUUGCUUAUCUAAGAGGAGAUUAGACUGAUCUCUGUUUGUGUAAUGCAUAAAAACUGCCGAGAGUCGGUCAGAAACGGAUUCGAUAUUUUCAGCAUGUUAGUACUCUUGCUGAUAUGAAGACGUUUGCUACCGAAGACCCCGAAGGCCCCUACUUCUGCACUGAUCCCAGAAGUUGGGUCUGUUACUGUAGUAACAUCGAUAUUUUAAUUUUAACCUAAUUUCAUUUCGCCGAUGAAUUUUAUGAAUUAUAAAUCGCUAUUUUAAUUUUAAUUAAAUUUACUCAGCUGGGCCAGAGAUAAUUUCUAUGUCUUAUUGAGUAAUUAUUAAAAUAAUUUUUUUUCUUAUAUUUCAUAUGUUUUAAAUAUUAUAUUCCAUUUAAAUGUUGCUCGAAAAUUCUUCCUACUUCUGAUCCAGAUGGAUGUGAGGGUGACCUCUUUAUUUCAUCGCCACAUACUACCCUCUCAUGCACACAUUUCAACCCUCCUAAUUCAUCGAGUUGCAUCAUUAAUUAUCAGUUCAUAUUCUGUUCUAUUCAUAUGAAUAUGGCAGCUUUUAUUACGACCGUAAAUCUUACCUGAAAGAUAUUGAAGCCGUGCACUGCAUCUUGUUUUCGUGGGCAUUGUUGCCAGACUCAUUGACGGUAUUCACACGCUGAAAACUCCACGUUUAGCCACAUUAUCUUCUGAAGCAAAAUCAUUAAAUAUGUAUGUGCUUUAGUCGAUGCUCCCUGCAAAUUGUGUAUUUAACCGUUUUAUUUUGUACAAUUUAUAUAUUAAAUUAUUUAAUAUUAA
Messenger RNA from Hyalella azteca, 2218 nucleotides. RefSeq names its product alpha-galactosidase A. The coding region runs from base 176 to 1009 and encodes 277 amino acids. The record is from RefSeq and is a predicted model, not a curated record. Gene Ontology annotation, biological process: oligosaccharide metabolic process; glycoside catabolic process; glycosylceramide catabolic process. Gene Ontology annotation, molecular function: alpha-galactosidase activity. NCBI's taxonomy places the organism in Eukaryota, Metazoa, Arthropoda, Malacostraca, Amphipoda, Hyalellidae. Gene Ontology annotation, cellular component: cytoplasm. The transcript is spliced from 5 exons.